Molecule: messenger RNA, 402 nt
Organism: Mercenaria mercenaria
Lineage: Eukaryota; Metazoa; Mollusca; Bivalvia; Venerida; Veneridae
Exons: 3
Coding region: 1-402 (133 amino acids)
Biological process (GO): cellular response to oxidative stress
Cellular component (GO): cytoplasm
Molecular function (GO): glutathione disulfide oxidoreductase activity
Source: RefSeq, a predicted model, not a curated record
AUGUCAGAAAGAGUGCUCAGAUUAGGUAUUACGCAUCUGGAGUUAAAAUUCAAGAGUAUGGGAAACAGCGGUUCAACUAUAGAUAUGAACAGUCCCGAGGGACAGUUUAUAACCUCAGAGAUCCAGAGUAACUGUGUAGUGAUAUUUUCCAAGACAUCCUGUUCAUACUGUCGUGCUACGAAAAAUUUAUGUCAGAAAAUUGGAGUAAAUGCCAGAGUUAUAGAACUUGAUCGUAGACAAGAUGGUAGUGAUGUACAGAAUCUCCUAGGAGCCAUCACUGGUGCCUCUACAGUUCCUCGGGUAUUUAUAAAUGGGAAAUGUGUUGGUGGUAACUCAGAGUUUCAGAAACUUAACAAGAGUGGAAAGUUGGCUGAACUUCUAGCAGAAUGUGGAAAUACGUAG